Messenger RNA from Notothenia coriiceps (black rockcod), 2714 nucleotides. It is a transcript of the gene lrrc58b, whose product is annotated as leucine rich repeat containing 58b. The record is from RefSeq and is a predicted model, not a curated record. Lineage: Eukaryota; Metazoa; Chordata; Actinopteri; Perciformes; Nototheniidae. Gene Ontology annotation, molecular function: protein binding. Bases 290 to 1351 code for a protein of 353 amino acids. The transcript is spliced from 4 exons.
AACGAUUAUGUCAAAGAACGGCUGCACUGUAGGAGAGCAACACCACAUUCAAUGUUGGAUCAUGUAGCUACAGUAGCGUGUCCUCAGUACAAAAGUAGUGACCUAGAUUUCCCUCUUGUGAUGUGGUUAGGUUUCUACGAGUGGCUGUGUAGAAAUCUUCCCAUUCUUGAGGUCCAAAACAGACAACAAAUCCUGGAGCUAACUCGCGGUUUACGGGGGCGUUCAGCCUAAAGCAACAAUUUCUGCAAGGAAUUUGUUCUGAGUUUAAAUUCACGCUAAAACUACCAAAAUGGAGAUUCGCGAAGGGGCAGCUGCAGCAGUAGGCGACAACGUGCUGGACUACUCCCGUUUGAGCCUGGACACUUUCUCCGUCGACAGUGUUAGCGACGAGAGGAAGAAGGACACAAAACAGCUCUACCUGAACUACAAUCGGUUAGCCUCGCUGCCCUCGUCGGUCAGCCUUUUCUGCAACCUCGAGUUUUUGGACAUCAGCAACAACGGGCUGUCGGCCAUCUGUGAGGGGAUAACACGGCUGCCCAGGCUGAGGCAGCUGAUAGCCAAGAACAACCGACUGGACGAGUUCUCGCUGCCCAAAGAGUUCGGCUCUCUGCAGCUGGAAGUGUUGAACUUUAGUGGGAAUAGAUUCGAGGAGAUACCACUUCAGUGUAUGAAGCUGGUCCGUCUGCAGUCGCUUUCCCUCGGCGGAAACAGACUGAAAAGCAUACCUUCAGAGAUAGAAAAUCUAACCAGUCUGGAGCUGUUAUAUCUGGGUGGAAACUUCAUCACAGCCAUUCCUCCAGAAGUGGCUAACCUGCCCUACCUCAGCUACCUGGUCCUGUGUGACAACCGCAUCCAAAGUGUCCCCCCGCAGCUCACCAGGCUCUACUCAUUGCGAUCUUUAAGUCUCCACAACAACUUGCUCACCUACCUGCCGAGGGAGAUCCUCUCCCUUGUGCAUCUGCAAGAGCUCAGUCUCCGUGGCAACCCACUGGUCGUGCGCUUUGUCAAGGAGAUGACCUACGACCCUCCGUCGCUGCUAGAGUUGGCAGCGCGCUCCGCCAAGAGCCGGAAUGUUCCCUACUCGCCCUGCGACCUGCCCUCCAACCUGCUCGGCUACCUGGACCUGGCCAGCAAGUGCCCCAACCCCAAGUGUGCCGGCGUCUACUUUGAUUCAUGUGUGCGCCAGAUCAAGUUUGUGGACUUCUGUGGAAAGUACCGGCUGCCCCUCAUGCACUACCUGUGCUCCCCAGAGUGCACGUCUCCCUGCAGCUCCAACCCCCAGAGCGACGCCGAGUCAGAGGACGAGAGCAGCGUGCCCGCCUACCGCCUGCAGAGGGUGCUUCUGGGAUAGCACGACGUUAUGGAGCAGCCUCUGAGCCUGUCAGUCCUGUCACUGUUAACCACUUAUACAGAGAUGAACCUGGCUGUCAGACUUUACUCCACAUAAACUCAGACACACUGACACACAGUAAUGCUACUUUACUGUGUGGAACAACUCCCUCCUACGGACCUGGAAACGUAUUGACUUCAUUUUAUUGGAUAUAAAGAAUCUGUUCUCUCACCACAUAUUACACUACGUAAAACAAGUGAAGAAGAGCUUAUUGUUCCAAGUAGCCUUGCAAGCCCACAAUCUGUCAAAGUGCUGGUCUCAUGGUGGAGCAUACGAUGGCAGUGAAACUGUGAAAGUGAGUGAAGGAGCGACAGGGCUCUUUUUGUUUUCAAUGCAGCAAACAUUAUCUUUUGACACAUGGUGCUUUUUAGUAGCCAAAGUACAUGCAUUUUCUGAAAGUUUGGAUAUGAACAAUUGUAUGUAUUUUGUCUUGCUACUAGUGACACACUGUAGCUGCUUUGCCCGAACAAAAUGAAAAGAUCAAGGUUUAUCUGUUAGUCUGCACCCUGGUCAACUCACAACAGCCUUGAUCAUUGGUUUGCUAUCAUGGCAUAGUAAAUGAAUCAAGAUUAUGGGUUGUGUGAGAUUGCUGAAGAAAACUUGUCCAGGCCGGUGAAAACCAUCACUGUGUAACAAAAGCUAUUGAUUGUGACACAGUAGCCUUCAUGUUUGUGUUCAGGUCAGUUUUCUCUUGACAUAAGAAUAUAAAUGUGUGUAAACGGAGCCAACACUGCAGAUCUUUUUUUCUGAGUCGUUUUGAGACAGAAACCAUCAUUUUAAACAGGAAAUGGCUGUUCCUGUUUACAUCUCUGCUUCAUCUUCAUUUGUGUAUGCUGGGAGAUAUCAGACAGGUUGUGUUUUAAGCGAGGAGUGAGGAGCCCUUGGCUUCACAUUAGACCUUUUUUAAUGUUUAGAAAACAAGAAAGCUCCUCUAUGUUACAGUAACACCUAUACUAGAGUAUACAAGUGCCUUACUAAUGGUGAGUUCUAACACAGUAAAACAGAGUGAGAAGAAAUGUGAUAUAUGCACCCUGAAAUGUGACAAAAUUAACAUUAUGAAUUAAAGUUGUUUUUAGUGAUUUUGUACUUAUUAUCUUAACAGCAGCAAAGAGAACAAAUACCCUUUCAUAGCUAAAUUAAAUGUUUUUAUAGAAAUUAUUUUUCAAAUAUUAAACAAACUGUUUUUAUUUUAAAGUCUGCAGAAUAGAUGACACUUGAACAGAAAAUAUAUAGAGAUAUAUUAAUUGUAUUUACUUGUACCCCAUUCAGAUAAUGUAAGUAGAUUGUACAGAAUAUAAUCACAAUAAUAAAGACUGAUUUGUUA